GAGGUAGGCAGGGAGUGUGUGUGUGUGUAUGCGUGUGCGUGAGAGAGGGAGGGAGAACGGAAAAGAGAUGGUAAAAGUGUUGCUUUUUGCGUGACUCAUAAAGGCCGGCAGUUAAAACCGGUCAAAUCCAUCUGUAGGCCCUAAGAUGUGCUGAUGGGUGCAAACCAAACAGCUAAGAGGGUUUAUUAAGUGGGCCAGUUGCCAUAGCGACGCUUUGGCAGGAUAUUGCCAGGAUAAGCCGUAAUGGGUCUCCUGACGCAGUUCACUCUGCUCCUGUGGAAGAACUUCACUCUACGGAAGAGACAAAAGGUGCGGCUGGUCGUCGAGUUGGUAUGGCCUCUGUUUCUCUUCUUCAUACUGGUGUGGGUGCGGUCCACCAAUAAGCCAGUUUAUAAAGGCCAAUGCCACUACCCAAAUAAAGCCAUGCCAUCGGCUGGCAUGCUGCCCUGGCUGCAAGGUAUGAUGUGUAACAUCAACAAUCCCUGUUUGAACUAUCCAACGCCGGGGGAGACACCAGGCCAAGUCAACAACUUCAACAACUCCGUAAUUGCUGGGAUGUUGAUAGAGCUGCAAACCCUCCUGGUGAACAGAUCUAUUCUCAGCAAGGCACAGCUGCUGGCAGAUGACCUCGAACAGUGGGACUCAGCCCUGUCACAAUCUAACCUUGAUAAUGCUCAACCAGUGAUCCUGAGGAAUAUUCUAAGAGACAAUGAGACUUUCUCCACGUAUCUGAGAGCAAAUUUGUCAGUGCCACCAGAAGUGGUCCAAAGCCUCAUGAAUGCUGAGAUUAAACUCAGUCCAAUGAUGGGCAUCCCGAGGCCAGGCAACCUGAAGAGCAUCCUUUGUGAGGGGACAGAUCUGGAUGAGUAUGUCCAAUUUAGCAGCCAGGCUGAAAAGGAGGCUUUUCAAAAUGUCAGCUGCUCCCGCAAUCCACAGCAGCUGAUUAACGCCCGGCGAGUGCUCCUGCAGAACCUGGACGUGAGGAAAGUGCUUUCUGGGGUACCUACAGGUUUGAUGGACACAGCCACACUGUUGAGGAAAACCACCCAAGACGCAUUACCAGUGAUUGAGGAGAUGGCCAGGUUGCAAAACUCCACAAACUUUAAGGCUGCUAGUUCACUGGAUUUCCGAAAGGACAUGUUUGGCAGUGUCAAUAUGCUACUGUGUGGAGAGGAACCUAACGCCAGUUCACACUCAGAUAGACUGAGAGCAAACAGGAAGUCAGAGUCUAUGGGCAACAGUUCUGAUGCUUUUUGUCAGACUCUUGUCGACACCCUGGAGAGCACACCUGGUCUGCGCUACAUUUGGAGCACAUUCAAGCCGUUAUUGCAAGGGAAAGUCCUCUACACACCUGAUACACCCGCUGUUCGCCUCGUGGUGAAAGAGGCAAAUAGCACAUUCAAUGCCUUGGCUAUGCUGAAAGAGCUCGCUGAUUCAUGGGAUGAACUUGGGCCACGUGUCUGGGAUUUUCUUCAAAAUAGCCCUCAAGUCAACGCAUUACGGGCUUUGCUGGCAAAUCCAGUGUUUGCUGCUGCCCUCGACCAGCGCCUCAAUGGCACAGGAUGGACAGCCGAGCUGCUGGCCAACUUCCUGUACAACGGGCCCCCGGAGGAUCGGCCGCCUGGCAUGCCUGCCUACGACUGGCGGGAUGCUUACAACACCACAACCGAAAUGCUGAAGCUUCUCUCCAACUUCCUCGGCUGUUUAGACCUGAAUAAGUUCGAGGCAGCCCCCACUGAAAGCCAUCUGGUGAGCCAAGCACUGGAGCGUCUGGAGAAUGAUACGUACUGGGCCGGUGUUGUCUUUGAAGACCUCCAGCCAGACUCCAGCCACCUCCCUCCCUAUGUCAAAUACAAAAUUCGCAUGGACAUCGAUGAGGUGGAGCGUACCAACAAACUCAAAGAGAGGUCGUGGUCUCCCGGGGCCCGAGACAACUCCUUUAACGACCUGCGCUAUAUCUGGGGAGGCUUCGCCUACCUGCAGGAUAUGAUGGACCAUGGCAUUAUACGAGUGCAGACGUCAAAGACCCAACCCCUCGGUGUUUUUGCCCAGCAAAUGCCAUACCCUUGCUACGUGGAUGACGUGUUCCUCCGGUCUCUGGCACGCUCCCUCCCUUUAUACUUGACUUUAGCCUGGAUCUACUCUGUGGCCAUGAUCAUCAAAGGCAUCGUCGCAGAGAAAGAGGCGAGGCUUAAGGAGACCGUGAGGAUCAUGGGUCUGAGACCUGCCAUCUAUUGGCUGAGCUGGGCAGUGUCCAGUGUGCUGCCGCUGGCCAUCAGCGCUCUCAGCCUUGCCCUUGUACUGAAGUACGGCAAAGUGCUGCAAUACAGCGACCCCUCAGUGAUCUUUGUCUUCCUGCUGGUGUUCUGCCUGGCCACCAUCACUCAGUGCUUCUUCAUUAGCGUCUUCUUCUCUAAGGCCAACUUAGCAGCGGCGUGCGGCGGCCUCAUCUACUUUGUCCUCUACCUGCCGCACACUCUCUGCUACGCCUGGAGGGACGUCAUGGGUUUCCGGGCCAAGGUUGUUGUGAGUUUAUUGUCGUGUGUUGCCUUUGGCUACGGCUGUGAGAACUUUGCCAAGUAUGAGGAGCAAGGCAUCGGCAUUCAGUGGUACAACAUAAACAGCAGCCCAGAAGAGGGAGAGCGCUACACCUUCCUCGUGUCCAUCUUCAUGCUGCUCUUCGAUGCUGCGUUUUACUGGGUGCUCACCUGGUACAUUGAGAAUGUCUUUCCAGGCCAAUAUGGAAUCCCUAAGCCAUGGUACUUCCCGUUCACUGCGUCUUACUGGUGUGGGACAGCCUCGGUGGAUCACGUUGACCCCGGCUUGCUGAAGGACUCGACUGAACCGAACGAGUAUCUGGAGAAAUCACCACCCGAUAUGAAAGCAGGGGUCUCAGUCCGCAAUCUUGUUAAAAUCUACAAGACUGGAAAGAAGCUGGCUGUGGAUGGACUGAGUGUGGACUUCUACGAGAAUCAGAUCACAUCUUUCCUUGGUCACAAUGGAGCCGGAAAAACAACCACAAUGUCAAUUCUGACAGGACUGUUUCCACCUACAUCAGGAACAGCACUCAUCAAUGGAUACGACAUUCUCACUGACAUGGACCGCAUCCGAAAGUACUUGGGAAUGUGCCCACAGCACAAUGUGUUAUUCAGCGAGCUGACAGUUGAAGAGCAUAUCUACUUCUACGCUAGGCUGAAAGGACGCAGCCGCGAUGAGGUGAAAAUUGAGAUGGACCAGAUGAUUGAGGAUGUUGGUUUACCACACAAGCGGAAGGAUCUUGCUAAGAACUUGUCAGGUGGGAUGCAGAGAAAGCUGUCUGUGGCCAUAGCAUUUGUUGGAGGCUCAAAAAUUGUCAUCUUAGAUGAACCUACAGCAGGAGUGGACCCCUAUGCCCGCAGGAGUAUCUGGGAACUGCUGUUAAAAUACAAACAAGGUCGCACCAUCAUUUUGUCGACGCAUCACAUGGAUGAGGCAGACAUCUUAGGUGAUCGCAUCGCCAUCAUCUCCCACGGCAAGAUGCGUUGCUGUGGCUCCUCACUCUUCCUAAAGAAAUGUUUUGGCAGCGGCUACUACCUCACUCUGGUCCGAGAGGGGACUGAAAAGAUGACAGCUCAGCGUAAUGGCAUCAUACACAGUCAGGCCAAAGAGGAGAAAGACUGUCCUUCGAGGAGCAGCAGCCCGGAUGAUGGCAUCGGCAGCCAAAGCUGGAGCAACUCUGAUCCCUCAGAUUUGACAGCUCUGGGUCAAAUUGUGCGGCGCCACGUCCCUGAAGCAGUCUUCUUGGAGAGCAUCGGUCAGGAGAUCACCUACAUACUGCCUUAUGGUGGAGCCAGAGAUGGGACCUUUGCCCUGCUCUUCCAAGAGCUCGACCUGGCCAUGGCUGACCUUGGCCUGACCAGCUACGGCAUCUCUGACACCACGCUAGAGGAGAUAUUUCUUAAAGUGGCGGAGGAAACCGGAGUUGAUGCAGAAAUACAAACAACAAAGGAGCUGUUGGUGAGAGACUGCAAAGGAGGCUCCCGCACAUCCAAGCGGAACAGCAUCGCCAGCGUCCACAUGAAAACAGAGCAAGCCUCUGGAAUGAGUGAAUUAAAGGGGAUCACGAAUAAAGUGGAAGACUUAAAGAGGAAUGCCAGUGUCAGCGGGAAGGGAUCCGCCGUCAUCACCGGAUGGAAGCUGAUCAGGAGGCAGUUCCUGGCGCUCUUUAUCAAGCGCUUCCACCACGCCCGAAGGAGCCGCAAGGGACUCAUUGCCCAGGUGGUCCUGCCUGCUGUUUUUGUGUGCCUGUCUCUGAUCUUCUCACUCAUCGUCCCGCCAUUCACUGAAUACCCGAAUCUGGAGCUGCAACCCUGGAUGUAUGAUCUGCCUCAAACCACCUUUUACAGCAAUGAUGGGCCAGAUAAUGCGGAGGUAUCCAAGGUGGUGGAAACGUUGGUGAACAAGCCAGGCUUUGGGACUCGCUGCAUGAUUGGAGACCCAAUACCGAACUUACCAUGUUCUUCUAGCGGCUCCGAUUGGUUCACUCCAUCCGUGGAUCAGUCCGUCGCUGACAUCUUCCUCAACGGGAACUGGAGCAUGUCCAACCCCUCCCCCUCCUGUCAGUGCAGCACGCCUAAACGAACAAUCAUGUUACCUGACUGUCCGCCUGGUGCAGGAGGGCUCCCUCCACCUCAGAGGAUCCAGAACACAACAGACACAUUGUUGGAUUUAACUGGACGGAACAUGUCGGACUUCCUGGUCAAGACUUUUGAACACUCGGGUAAAACAAGGUACGGAGGCAUCUCUGUCGGGGCAGUCAACUCCCAGGUCCGUCUGACCGAGGCAACAAUCGAAGCCUCAUUCAAGGAUCUAAGAGUGUUAUUCAGUUCAGUUCAGGAUAAUGUGACUGAUCAGGUCUUCCAGAAUGCUGAGACGCUGCUGAAGAAGCUGGGAACAAGGGACAACGUAAAGGUGUGGUUCUACAACCAGGCAUGGCACGGCAUGGUGUCCUUCCUCAGUGUGGCCAACAACGCCAUCCUGAGGGGAAAUCUGCCGGCAGGACAGGAGCCCCGCCGGUACGGCAUCUCUGUGGCCAAUCACCCCCUCAACCUCACCAAGGCGCAGCUCUCCUAUGUUGCCAUGGCCACAACCUCCACUGACGUGGUGGUGUCCAUCUGCGUUAUCUUUGCCAUGUCCUUCAUCCCUGCCAGCUUUGUCCUCUUCCUCAUCCAAGAGAGGGUGAACAAAGCCAAGCAUCUGCAAUUUGUCAGUGGAGUAAACCCAGCUGUCUACUGGUUGGCCAAUUUUGCCUGGGACAUGUGUAACUACAUCAUCCCAUGCUUGAUUGUGAUUACGAUCUUCCUCUGCUUCCAACAAAAAGCCUACGUUUCACCUCCUAACCUGCCUGCUUUGAUUCUUCUGCUUGUUCUGUACGGGUGGUCCAUCACCCCUAUGAUGUAUCCCGCCUCCUUCAUCUUCAGCGUGCCCAGCACUGCCUACGUUGUGCUGACCUGCAUCAACCUCUUCAUUGGCAUUAACGGCAGCAUAGCCACCUUUGUUAUGGAGCUCUUUGAUGAUGAUGAUAAUGUCACCCGCAUCAACGACAUAGUGAAGCAGGUGCUGCUGAUAUUCCCACAUUUCUGUCUGGGCAGAGGGCUAAUUGACAUGGCCAAGAACCAGGCGAUGGCCACCCUCUUUAGCAGUUUUGGGGAAGACCGCUUUGAGGACCCACUCAGCUGGGACAUGGUGGGAAAGAACCUUUGCGCCAUGUCUAUCCAGGGAGUUGUCAUGUUUGCCAUCACAAUCCUCAUCCAGUACAAGUUCUUCUUCAAACCACGGCUUAUUUCGGGGAAGUCAUUAUCCGCUGAGAAAGAGGAUAUCGAUGUUGCUCGGGAACGCGAGCGGGUGUAUGGAGGCAACGCCCAGAACGACCUUCUGAGGAUCUGCGACCUCACUAAGGUAUACUCUCGGAAGAGCACCCCUGCUGUGGACAGGCUAUGUGUGGGAGUACCUGCCGCAGAGUGUUUCGGCUUGCUGGGAAUCAACGGGGCUGGGAAAACCACCACAUUCAAGAUGCUGACAGGAGACAUCCCAGUCUCCGGUGGAGAGGCCUUCCUAAAUGGAUACAGCAUACGAACAGAAAUGAGGGACGUGCACCAGAACAUGGGCUAUUGUCCCCAGUUUGACGCUCUUGAUGAACUGCUGAAUGGACGAGAGCAUCUGGAGUUUUACGCCAGGCUACGAGGGGUACCAGAAAAAGAGGUCACCAUGGUGGCCGAGUGGGGGAUCCAGAAACUGGGGCUGGUCAAAUACUCCAGCAAGUCAGCAGGAACCUAUAGCGGUGGGAACAAACGUAAACUCUCUACAGCCAUAGCCCUGAUCGGAUGUCCCCCAGUGAUUUUCCUGGAUGAGCCAACCACUGGGAUGGACCCCAAAGCCCGGCGCUUCCUGUGGGACUGCAUCCUGAGUGUUAUCAAAGAGGGACGCUCAGUCAUUCUCACAUCACACAGUAUGGAGGAGUGUGAAGCACUGUGCACACGCAUGGCCAUCAUGGUAAACGGUCGCUUCAAGUGCCUCGGGAGCAUCCAGCAUCUGAAGAGCAGGUUUGGUGAUGGCUACACAGUGAUUGUGAGGGUUGGUGGCUCUCCCCCUGCUCUGAAGCCAGUCGAGGACUUCGUCCAGCAGUCCUUUCCAGGCAGCGUCCUGAAGGAGAAGCAUCACAACACGCUGCAGUAUCAGCUCCCGUACACACAGGGAGCUCUGGCCAACAUCUUCAGUCAGUUCAGCAGCCAUCAGCAGAGGCUGGGCGUGGAAGACUACUCUGUGUCCCAGACCACACUGGAUCAGGUCUUUGUGAACUUUGCAAAGCACCAGCACGGAGAGGAGGACUCUAAGGCCUAUGACAACACUGUGGACACCUCAGAUGAGCUGCCUUUGGAGUCUGUCGAGACCUCCCAAGAAUCUGAGAAGGUGUAACACCAAGGCACAUUGCGCUGACAGUGGGCCAACAAUAUACCUUAAACAAGUUUGAACUAAUGUGAUGUGCACUAGCAGAAUGAUGAUGAUCACUACCUUAUUCAGUCCCCAAGUGCAACGAUGCCUGGUAUUGGUUAACAAUAACAUGUAGUUGUCGUGUCGUCUUCCAUAAUAAUUCCUACUCAAGCUCAGGGGGAAACUUUGGAUUUUCAACCUGCUCUGUGUCAUUGCAGUGUGUGCCGCAGGGUUUGUACAAGGUGAUUGAGGUGCUUGAAGUACUUGAAUACUCAGAAAUUCAGAAAGUUCUGCAAUACCUUGAAAAUCUGAAAUGUUUUUACUUGGACCUUGGAAGAAGUACUUGAAUAAAAUUGAGAACAGAAUGAUUAAUUAUUUAAAAAAAAAAAAUGUUACAGGACAGUAUUUCAAACUAUGAACCUGAGGACAGCCGUGCUUGCAAUUAUUUUUCCAAUGCCGUAUGCGCUCGAAGGGCCAUCGGGUUUUUCUACCUACAGGUUGGCAGAAAACAGCUUUUUUGUACUUUGCCAAUCACAUGCUUGAAUUAUAAUAACCAGUUAAUUGAUAUUACAUUAAUUUUAGGCCCUGGUAGCAUGUCUGUUUUUCCAUUAAUGACUUUGUACAAUCCUCUUGCAACAGAUGGUUGUGGAGAAAGCAAUUUCGUCUUUGAAAAUAGAAAUGAGCAUGAACUCUAGUGUGCAGACGAACAGUGUUUGUUAUUGCGUGCAGAGCUGCGAUGACAGAGCUGGUUGAAAAUAGAAAAAGUUUCUUUAAACCAUAACAUGAUUAAUCUAAAUCUGAAGUUACAGUGAGUGUUCACUGACAAAAUCUUUCCAAUUUAUGAAGUUGUCACUGUUCGUAAUCAAAUCCUAAAAUAUUUAUUUUUCUAAAACAUAUAAGAAUAUUUCAACUUGUCCCCAGUAGAAUUAAAAGCUUGUUUCCAAAAGGGAGAGAAAAAUCAAACUAGCUAUUUGCCGUGUACAACCAUGUGGUUGAAAUACUGAAUUCUGCUGACCUGGACAUAGUGUAGGAGAGUGUAUGGAAUCAUGCUCUGAAAGCAUCACACAUAGCACAGCAUUUAGGAUACCUCAGGACUGCUUCACAUUGUAUUUGAGAUCUGUUUACAUUUGCUGCUAUUUAUAACAAUGCUAUCUUGCACUGUAAAACUACAUUAUAUAAAAGAGAGGAGCCUGCAGUGAUGUGUUCAGGUGAGUGUGAUCAGGUCAGAUAUUGUGCUCACAUGUGUUGAUAUUUAUAGACAUAUCAAUGAAUAUCAACAAGCAACGAAUGUAAGAAUUAAACCACAGUUCAUUCCUACCUCACAUUGUGAUUUACUGACAGGCACUUUACUGAUUGCAGCAGAUAAGAAAUGAAUAAUAACAACUCUGUCAGAUGUGUUGGCUUUGAAUGUCUGAACGAGCCUCCAAUCAGCUGUAGAUGGUGUUUAAUUAAAAGACAGGGAAGUUACAGCAGUGGGACAAUGCAGAGUCACUCACAGUCAUCCAGCUGUCAGACAUGUCUGCAAGAAAGACGACAAUUCCCAUGUGUGCAUCAGCCACAGCUUACCGACAACCACUAUUCAGAGUCUGUGUGAAUGUAACUGGACACAUAUCAGAAACACUUCUCAAGAAUAUCUAAUGGAUGUAUGAGCAACAACAGAUUUAUAUUUUAUGGGAUUUUUAAUACAUUGCCUUGUGAAAUCUAUUUUAUUUAUCACUUCUUCUUUGCAGAAUCUAAAUAAACUAUCACUGAGUUGUUUUUUUUGUCAUAGGGUAUGCUGGUAUUGGCACUGGUGUGUUAAUCUACGAUCACCAGAGACCCGCGUCGGUAUCACAGAAUAACACACUCCCUAUCAUGCAGACAACUCUGCAGUUACAAUGAAUACAAUCUGCCUUUUAAAGUGGAAACUGACAACUUUUUACCCACCCACCCCAUCCCCCAUUACCAGCGUUUUGUAGUGGUAUUGUUGUUGGUGUUGCUGUCACAAAGACAUUUGUUUUCCGUUUUCCUCAGAGCCUUUUUUCGCAGUUACUUUGCUUGUUCCACUAUGCAACAUUUCUGCUACUGAGGAUAGUUACUGCGAUGAACUUGCUCUUUGUUAACUGGGAAUAGCUAUCGAUAGCAACGUGGGGAAACAAAAGGGCUGUCCUCUUCCUGUUUUGUUUGUGCGAUGGUUGACGCCGGGGUGUCUGCUAGUCCUUAAAAAGUUUUCAAAUGUCUUAAAUUUGACUUAUAAAUAUGAGGACUUAAAAGUAUUUUAAUUGUCUUAAAUUUGAAUUUGUGAUGUUCUGAUGAUCUUAUGUUCCAGAUCUUUUAAAACCUCCUGCUGAACCUAAUAUUGUCCCCAUUCUUACCUUUUUGCAAAAUGUAGAUUAUCCUAACUCACUCUAGUAACCAUAUACCUACAUAAAAACCUGCCUAUGCACAGGACAACAUAUAUACAACUCACCUUUAUAGUUAUAGGCAAUGUUUAAAUAAGAAAAUAAUGAUUUGUUUUUCAGUCUUUUAUCUUCAAAAGUUUGUAAAAAGCAUUCAAUUUAAGUGUCUGCUAACAGUAAACACCCUGUGACGAACUUUGUGCCAUUAAUCAAGCCUUUAUUUACCUGACAGAUCACACCUGGUUGCAGAUAGAAGUGCACAAUGAAAGUUAGGCUUAUGGGGAACCAAUCUUAAUGCCGAUGAUGCCAUUAAUCUAUAGCCAUUACAUUGUGCACUCAACAUUACUGCAUCAUGUUAAGUUGAAGCCAAAAACUUGUCUGUUUCCACUUUAAACACCCAGGUUUGGAAACCCUUUGACAAUCAUAGCAACUUGCCCUUUUGAUAAGAUGUGUUCACUAUGUUAUACUGUAUUGUGCGAGUAUGAAGACCAUUUCAUUGUAAAUGAUUUUGACGAUUAAUGUGCUAAGCUCUUCUCUUUAAGUUACUGUUGCUAUGGCUAUCAAGUUUACCAUCUAUAUGCAGUUUACAAUGAUAGCAUUGGCAAAUUUACCACUCAGAGAUCAAAACUGUUUUUAAACUGUAACAUGGCUUUUUUUUGUCUUUUACUUUUUAAUUAAAUAACACAACAUAGCUGUAAUAUGUACAGAUAUUGGUUUGCAAAGUCUAGAAAAGAAAAUCAAAGGCCCUGUCUGCACCUUUACAGAUACUUUUAAAAACAGAUAUUCUCCUCUACAUGUGCCCUCUUGUUCAUACGCAAACAGAGUUUUAGGUCACUAAGAUGGAGAUUUUUUUUAAAUGCCUUCUAAUGUGCAGAUAUUUCACAACUGUGGUUACUGUCUAUCUGUGUGGACAUGUAAAACGGAGCCUUUGGGAAACAAUUACGUAAUCCCCUCAAUUUGCAUGUGCCCAUUGUUGCUUUCUAUUUAAUUUUUACAUUUUGCAAGAAACAACACUUGCGGACUUCUGGUUUGGUAAUGUGUUUUUUUUUAGCACUGCUUCAUCUAAUGGCGAGUAUUGCCAUCUGCUGCGCCCAACUAUUUUGCUCCAUCUCAACCUUGCAGUUUAAAGUCCGACAGAAACAAUGCUUUUGGAUCAGGCCUGGUUGAAGCAGCAGAUGGUGGGACACUUUCUCGAGUGGUAUUGUUGUCGAUGAGGAGAGGAAGGAAAACUUGUGCAUGUCCAGAGCUUCACUUGCAUGUUUGAGUGAGAGACUUCAUCCUUAUAUCAAAUGGGAAUCAAUGGUGAUUCGGUCCUCAGUAGAUGACGUGAGCCUGUAGAAUUUACCACCUUUGUGACGAGGGGAGACCACUGAAGAAACCUAACUGCAUGGUUUUUGCGUUGUGGAUGGAGAUAUUUUGUAAAAUGAAUGUAAUGUGGACAGAAUCAUUUUUUAAAACUGAGUGGAAAAAUAUCUGCUUUGAAAACCAUCUGUAAACAUGUAGUCAAGGCCUUAAACUGGAAACUGAUCUGUUUGUCUCAGACAAAAUACGACUCAAGAAUGUUAAAUGUGCAAUUAUGACUCAGGGGUAUCUAUGUGUGACUGGGAAGAGUUAUUCAUAGCUUCUUUUUUAUUCCGUUCAACAUUCUCUUCUGUACUGUACAACACAGAGAUUUUAAGUAUCCCAAUGAUUAAAACUCUGAAAGCUCUUUUCUUAUGCAGCAUACUUUACAUGGCACUUACUUCAGAAUGUAAAUACUUUUUCACUCACAGGCGCUCUGGUUUACUUUGAGAGCUUGACAUAAUUUGUAUGCUGCGCCAAGUCCUCACAUGACUAUCAUGCCCGUUGCAACGAAUAAUGAAUCCUAUUUGUACUGAGUAUUGCUUCAUGCCAAGACAAGUGAUUAAACAUUUGCACAAA
Molecule: messenger RNA, 11267 nt
Organism: Epinephelus moara (kelp grouper)
Lineage: Eukaryota; Metazoa; Chordata; Actinopteri; Perciformes; Serranidae
Product: phospholipid-transporting ATPase ABCA1-like
Exons: 50
Coding region: 244-6954 (2236 amino acids)
Biological process (GO): transmembrane transport; lipid transport
Cellular component (GO): intracellular membrane-bounded organelle; membrane
Molecular function (GO): ATP hydrolysis activity; ABC-type transporter activity; ATP binding
Source: RefSeq, a predicted model, not a curated record